This is a messenger RNA of Salvia miltiorrhiza (redroot sage), 4980 nucleotides long. Its product is annotated as putative late blight resistance protein homolog R1A-10. The transcript has 2 exons. The coding region runs from base 94 to 4893 and encodes 1599 amino acids. NCBI's taxonomy places the organism in Eukaryota, Viridiplantae, Streptophyta, Magnoliopsida, Lamiales, Lamiaceae. Gene Ontology annotation, biological process: defense response to other organism. The record is from RefSeq and is a predicted model, not a curated record. Gene Ontology annotation, molecular function: ADP binding.
GAGUCCACACGUUCGUUGAUGAAAAUGCUAUCCAGAUAGACAUACAACAAUUCACUUGCGCCACAGUGAUCUCAAAGCUCUCAGAAUCCGGUGAUGGCUGCUUACGCAGCUUUAGUUUCUCUCACUCACACCCUACACCAAAUUCUGCAUCCACACCCUCUCACUCAGAUUAUCAUCCCUAGAGAACAGAUAGAGUCUCUACACCACAAAGUCUGUUUCUUGUUAGACUUUCUUGAAACUCAUUCGAGUCUACAAAGGGAAGAAAUGGAUGAUUUGGAGAAGAAGAUUGCAGAGGCAGCUUAUGCAGCAGAAGAUACUAUUGAAUCUCAUGUGGUGAGCCAAAUUCAAGACAAGUAUCCUAUCCAUGUAGCAGAGAGUUCCGCGCUUUCACAUCAAAGCUUUCGAUUGAAUGGAGUGAGAGGUCUUGGUGCCAUGGUGAAGAAGUUGGGGAAGAUCAAAUACAAGAAUGGGAUACCAAGGGUGAUAAAGAAGUUUCAAUCUGUGGAGAAAGAGGUGGCCAUGAUCAGAAACAAGAAAGGCAUUGAAGAUCUGCAUUCGACUAUAGCUACUUCAUCCCCACGCCCUCCCUUGAGCAGGGAGGAUACAAUGGUUGGAUUCAACGAGCAGUUGCUGCAAGUCAUGAGUGCACUCGCCACGAAUGAAUUGAAUCGCCUCAUCAUCCCGAUUGUUGGAAUGGGAGGCAUUGGUAAGACCACUCUGGCUACAAAUGUAUUCAACAAUCCUACUAUCAGAGAAUACUUUCCUGUUCGUGCUUGGAUAACAGUAUCCCAGGUUUAUACCGCGAGAGAGAUUCUUCGAGGCCUUCUGCAUCACAUUAGUAGUAAUAUUUAUGCAGAUGAGCAGAAGAGUGAUGAGCAGCUAGGAGAGUUGUUGUAUAAGGAGCUAUUUGGGAGGAAGCAUUUGAUAGUAAUGGAUGAUGUGUGGGAUAUCGAGGCGUGGGACAGCGUAAGGAGGUUCCUCCCACCGAGCAACGAUGGAAGUCGAGUCUUGAUAACUACGAGGCUGUCAAACUUGGCACUAGAUUUGGGAAGUUGCAGUAGCCCUUAUGCAAUGAAGUUUCUAGAUGAUGCACAGAGCUGGGAUUUGCUUUGUGAGAAGGUUUUUGGAAAAUAUGGCUGCCCUGUUGAAAUGGAGGAAGUUGGGAAAAGUAUUGCUAAAAAAUGUGGAGGGCUGCCUCUAGCCAUUGUUGUCAUUGGUGGGCUUCUUGCAAGCUCCAAAAUGACUAGAGAGUAUUGGGAAUCUGUUGAUGCAAAUGUGACUUCUGCCAUAAACUAUGGAAAUGAUGACAAAUGCAUGAAGAUAUUAUCAUUGAGUUAUAGUCACUUGCCAAUACAUAUAAAGCCAUGCUUUCUUUAUUUAUCUGUAUUUCCAGCUGAUUUCACAGUUAGAGUAUCCAAGCUUGUCAAAUUGUGGGUUGCUGAAGGAUUCAUUAAAGCUGUUAGCAAUAAAACCUUAGAAGAGACUGCAGAGGAGUAUUUGGAGGAGCUAAUCCACAGAAAUCUUGUUCUGGUUUGUCAGCAAGGAAGCAGUGGGAAGUUGAAGAGCUGCAGCAUUCAUCAUGUGAUAUGGGACCUCUGCAGAAGGGAAGCUCACAGACACAACUUUCUGCACAUUGAAAAGUUUGAGAACCCGAAAAUCUCACCACGUGUUGAGAGAGAGCGCCGCAUCAGCAUUCAGCCCUGCAGAAGGAAAGAGAAGCUGAGUAACCCUUUGCUGCUGGCGCGUCGUAACAGAACCUUGUUAAGCAGCUUAUAUUGGGAUUCCAGAAGCAUUACGCGGAAGUUUAGCUUGCUACGGAUACUUGAUGUGGUGGACUUCUACACCGUUGAGGAGCUUCUGCACCUGAUCAACACAAGAUACGUUGCUUGUGCCAUGGAUUUGUCGUUGAGGAAUUCUUCGCUCUGGAAAUCUAUAUCCCGGCUUUGGAAUCUAGAAACUUUAGUUCUUGACAGGGAAGUCUCCCUACCUCCUCAAAUCUGGCAGAUGCCACAGCUUAGACACCUGAAGAUGGAGAGGAUCAUCCUCCAAGACCCUCCAAAUGCCCAGAAUUUGGUAGUUCUUGAGAACCUACAAACUCUUUCAACAAUCCUAAACUUCAGAUGCACUGACCAGAUAAUUCAAAGAAUUCCUAAUUUGAAGAAACUGAGGAUUACUUAUGGUUAUAGUGUCAAUGGCUUUGGGAAAAACUACCUGUGCAACCUUGUCCAGCUUGAUAAACUCGAAUCACUUGGAAUCAGAGGUGAUGAGAAGUUAUAUGGGAAUAUUGAAUUCCCAGGUUCACUUAGGAAGUUGGCUCUGGAAAACUGCUUCAUUCCAUGGGAAGAUAUGUCCAUGAUUGGUUUGCUGCCUAAUCUUGAAGUUCUCAAGCUGAGGACUAAUGCUGCCAAGGGCCGAGAGUGGAAUCCGGUCGAAGGAGAGUUUUGUCGACUGCAGUUCCUACUGAUUCAUGGAUGUGAGUUGGAGAUUUGGGAAGCAGACUAUUUCCAUUUUCCAGUUCUUCGGCACCUGCAUCUUAGACACUUGAAGCUGAAGGAGAUUCCAAUGGGCUUUGCUGAGAUAUUAACUCUUCAAAUUAUUGAUCUGAAAUACUGCAGUAGCUCUCUGGAGAAAUCAGCUGAAACAAUAUCAGAGGAAAGGGAGAGCCUUGGAUAUGAUGACUUUCAACUUAGAUUAAAUCCUUCUGAGAUUUCGUGGAACGAAGAAAAUGUAGUUGGUUUUGAAGAUGAGGCAGAUACUCUCAUCAAAUAUCUGAAUGAAGAAUCUGAUGAGCUUGAAGUUAUCUCCAUCACCGGCAUGCCUGGCUUUGGGAAGACGACUCUCGCGUGGAAGAUUUAUCAGGAUCCGAGAAUCCAGUACAACUUCUCAACUCUGAUUUGGGUUAACGUCUCCCAAGAGCUCAACAUGAAGAAAGUGUUUCUUACCAUCCUAGAAAGGUUCACUGAGCUAGACAUGUCUGUUUUGUCUGAAGCUGAGUUAGCUCAGAAGGUUCGAUUCUAUCUUGAGAAGAAAAAAUUCUUGCUGUUCAUGGAUGAUGUCUGGACUUCUGAGACAUGGAAAACUAUUGAAGAUUCCUUGCCGAAGAGUAAUAGAAUGGGCAAAGUCGUGAUAACGAGCCGCGAUGAGAGAGUAGCUCGUCAAGUAAAUCACUUGAGAGAGCCACACAGGCUGCGAGUUCAAGAUUCUAAAGAAAGUUGGGAGCUUCUCCAACUGAAAGUGUUUGGUAAGCUUGAUGAAUGCCCACCGGAGUUGGAGGAGAUUGGGAGUGUUAUAGCAAAGCAAUGUGAAGGAAUCCCACUUGCAAUGGUCGUGAUGGCAGGAAUCCUUGUUGAAAAACACCCCAAAACUAGUGACAUGAAAACUCAAUGGGAAAGCAUAUCAGCUAGUUUGAGCAUGUACAUCAAGUAUGACAAUGUUGUGGAGAACAUCAUUGCAUUGAGCUACGAUCAGCUGCCUCGUGGCUCGAGAGAUUGCUUUCUGUAUCUAGGCGUGUUCCCUGAGAACGCGGAGAUCCCAGCUUGGAAGCUCAUUCGUCUGUGGGUUGCAGAAGGAUUCAUACAGAGGAACAAGGAGAAGGCCUUGGAGGAAGUUGCAGAGGACAUUCUGAGGGACCUUGUGAGGAGAAACUUAGUCGUGGUGGAUAAGACAACGGCCCGUGGUGAUGCCAGAACGUGCCGUGUUCAUGACAUGAUACGCGAGUUCUGCAGAAACGAGGCUGCAGUGACGAGACACAACCUGUUUCAAGAGGUUGAGAGGUCCAGUGAAGGAGUGUUCCAUCCCUCUGCUUCUGGGAUAAGGAGCUGUCGUCGUCUGUGCAUCCAUUCCAACGUGGUGGAUUUCCUCCGUAGGAAGACGAAGGGGCCGUGGAUCGUGUCGUUCCUGUGCUUCUCCAAGGAAGCCAUGGAUUUACCAGCAGAGCACACUUCAUCAAUUCCUGAUUCCUUCAAUCUGCUGAGGGUGUUGGAUGUGAACCCCAUCAAGUUCACCAAAUUCCCCUUGAAGCUCACUCAACUCACUCAUUUGAGGUACAUUUCUCUAUCCGGUGACAGCCUCACGUCGCUUCCUAAAGCCGCGUUCGAGCUCUGGAAUCUGCAGACCAUAAGAGUCGACACAGCGUCGCGUACAUUUGAGAUCGAGGCAGACAUAUGGAACAUGAUGCAGCUGAGGCAUUUGAAGACGAAAGCAGCCAUUGUUAUCAACAAGGAGGUGAGAGGUGAAGCUGGCAAGAAUCUGCAAACACUCAGUCUGUUAUCAGCCCAUUGCUGCAGCGAGGAUGUCUUCAACAGGGCAUUAAACCUCAGGGAUUUGGGGAUUCGCGGGCAACUAAGCAUCGUUUUAGACACAAAUCUGAGACAGUUGGUCUGUCUUCAAAAGCUGAGGCUAGUGCACGACGUUCAUCCCGAGACGAGCUGCUCGAGAAAGCCGUUGCCUCGGCUUCCUCGAGCAGACAGAUUCCCUCCUAAUCUGAGGGUCUUGAAACUGUCGUCCACGUUUCUGGAUUGGAAGCACAUGUCUACUCUGGGAAUGCUUCGGAAUCUUGAGGUGCUCAAGCUGAAGGAGGAUGCCUUCUCCGGCGAGACGUGGAACGCCGUCGGCGGCGGCUUCCCGUGUCUUGAAUUCUUGCUGAUUCAAGGCGCGGAUUUGAGGUAUUGGACGGCGUCGGGGGAUCCUCUUCCGAAGCUGAAACGGCUGGUGCUUAGGAGGUGCAGGGAGCUUGAAGAAUUUCCGUUUGUGUUGGGGAAAAGCCUGAAGCUGCUGGAGAUUGAUCGCGUUUCUGAAUCUGUGGUGGCGAUUGCCAGAAAAAUGGAGGUGGAGAAGCAACAACGGGCCAAAAGGGAUCGAUUUAAGCUCGUAAUUACUGCCGGUGAAGAAUGAUAGCUGUGGAAUGUGCCUUCUGCUUUUCUUGAUUUCCUUCGCUUACAUGCUCGCCCCCCCCCCCCCCCCCCCAUUUUUUUUAAUAAU